Molecule: messenger RNA, 2330 nt
Organism: Didymodactylos carnosus
Lineage: Eukaryota; Metazoa; Rotifera; Eurotatoria; Philodinida; Philodinidae
Source: the annotation of a GenBank genome assembly
GGACAGGACAAGAAAUACAUAUAAAAACAAGUGACAAGGACAACAUAAAAAAGACAAGUACAGAGAAAAAUAAAGACAAAAAAUGAAGAAUGAAGAAAUAGGCGUACAAGGAGGGAAAGGAGGUAGAGGAGGGAAAGGGGGUAGGGGAGGGAAAGGAGGCGUUGUUGUUGUGGAAGGAUCCGCAGUUUCUAUCAUCCUUUACUCCUGAUUCUUCUACUUCGUUAAGGUCAGAUCGUACAAUCGACUAUGCUUUCUCGUGUGGUUUUUCUGUUUCUAUACAUAUGUAUGAGGGUCUGAUUUCCAGUGAUCAUAAGCCUAUUCUUAUUAUAUCGAUGAAAUCAAAAGAAAAAAUUUGUUUGCGCGAAAUAUUCAUUGAAAAGUUUUCUCUUUAUUUUGUGAAUAUGUUUACUCUUUCUGGAAGAAGAACUGGUGUUUAGAUAGUUUAAACGAUGUUUACAAUGAUUACAUAUCAUUUCUUUCUCUUCUUACUUCUCGCUGUACUAUACUCUUUCCAAUAAACAAAUACUGUAUUGCCAUUCCAUAAGAUCUUAGAGCAUAUAUGUCAUACACAUGUGCUCUGUCAUUUAGACAAGAGAGAACUGGUGAUAAAGAAUUAAAAAAUAUAGUAAAAAUAAGAAGAAAAAUGGCAAAAAAAGAACUAAAGUGCUUUCUAGCUACUCAGUUAUCUUCUUGUUUAGCAACACGUAAUACUUCUUCACAUCUGUCUGUCUCUUUCUGGUCCCGAACGAAGAAGUUUACGAAAUUUUCGAAUUCUUCUUUACACGGUUUCAUUCUUUCUAAUGGUGAUGUGGUUAAAGAGUCGGAAAAAAUUUGUGAAUUAAGUACGGAUUAUUAUGAGAAUCUUUUAAAGAACCAGAACACAUAUACAGACCGUAUCCUUAUACAGAUUCAUCGGAAGUGAAGUGGAAAAAUUACGAUGAGGAAAUUCCGCCGGUAACAACUGAAGAAGUAAUAGAUGUUGUUAGGUUUCGUAAAAAGGAAAACCCAUGCGAUGUGCACGGUCUGCCUAACUUUAUGUUUAAUUCUGUUCCAUUUUCCUGCUGGUUUCUUCCGCUAAAAAUCUUUAAGCUAUCUUUCUCUCUUUCUUUGAUGCAAUCAUUCCAGAUCAAUGAAAAGAUACUAGAAUUCUUCUUCUUGCUAAAAAAGAAUCAAUUUGUGAAGUUUGUGGUACUCGUCCCAUUUUUCUUCUUCAUGUGUUUCAUAAAAUAUAGGCAAAAAAUGAAUUAGGCCGAUUAACAGCCUUAUGCGGCUCCUAUUUUCAGCUUGAUCUAUUGUGGCUGCUGCCACUACUUUCCGGAACUUCGCAAAAAUAUUGCACUGAUACAGAACUGUUUUUCUAAUCCGUGGUCUAGAUCAUUGAUUUUUUCUACAACUUCUGUGUGACUAUGUCUACUACUGGAAAUGAUUAUUUAUAUAAUGCUUUACAUGAUAAUAUUACUAAUGUACUGAGAAUUUUUGAUGCAGAAAUUAAUGUUAAUAUUGAAAAUUCGUUAGUCAGAGUACAAAUUAUGCUAAAAGAGAAAAAAUACAUCAAUGAUAGUUUAUGGAAUACAAUAUCUACCGGUGUAGAACGGAAGGUAAUUAGUUUAUAUCGUCAAUCAACAAUGAAAAACAACGAAAAAGAAAGUAUUGUCAAAGAAAUGGUCGGAAACUUUUUUUAACAAACACGUAAUGCCAAAAAUGCUGAAAUGGAUAAAAGUAAAGAAAAUUUUUUAAGUGAUAUUUAUACAGUUGCAAUGGAUAAAAUUAAUAGUGAAUUAUUGCAAGAUGAGGUUCCCAAUUAUUAUCGAUACACGAAAAUUAAAUUCCUCAAUACGCUGAUAACCAGCUCUGACAAUGCUUCAGCCACAAAUUCAACUACAGCAGCAACCGCCAACGAUUUCCGAACAGUAGCACAAGAAGACUUGCAUAAAAAAAUUCGUGCAGUUUAUGAACGUGUUGCUGAUCAAUAUCAUAUUGAGUCACGACAUGUCGUGGAGUGCUUAAUAAGAAAGCGAAAACGUAACGAUGAAACUCAUUUUGCAGAUGGUAGUAUUACAGAUUUUAUAAAAGACAAAAGACAAUCAGAGCAAUCAAAUGAUGUUGUAGCGUAUUUUAAAACAAAAUUAAACGGAACACUAACUGACGACGAAAGCUCUACGAUAAAACUAAUGUAUAAUGGCUACUGUAAAAAAUUAUUACUGGACAAGGCAGAUCGCUGGAAUAUAAGUUUUCGACCAACUGAUUAUGUUUGGAUUCAGACGACAGAUAACGAGGUAUCCAAUUACAUAAUAAAAUUUCUGAAGAAAACAGAAUUUCAUGAGCUGUAA